Molecule: messenger RNA, 543 nt
Organism: Malassezia pachydermatis
Lineage: Eukaryota; Fungi; Basidiomycota; Malasseziomycetes; Malasseziales; Malasseziaceae
Exons: 3
Coding region: 1-543 (180 amino acids)
Source: RefSeq, a predicted model, not a curated record
AUGUGGACAACAACCGCCGAUACGCAGCCCCUGGCAGCCAAAGCGAUAGCUGGUGUGUUGGUCCUUCUUUCGAUCUUGGUGUCAGUACGACUGGUGUUCCGCACGGUACGCAGCACGAUCCAGCUGGUGUUCUGGCUCAUUCGAUGGGGUCUGAUCUUGUUUGUCGUCCUGUGGGCCUGGCUUUGGUGGCGUCGUGAUACGGACGUAGAUACGCAUCUCUCGCUCCUCACACAAAUGACGCAAGGUACUUCUGCUGCUGUGCUGGGCCUCGUAUGGCGAGCUGCUCAACGCCCAGAUUUGUGGCAGCCCAUGGCACAGCAUGUAGCAGACGCAUGGCAAGCGUCGUCACGCCGAAAGCCGAAGCGACGUACGCCCAGGUCGGCACGUACGUCGUCCAAGAAGGGCAAGACGGAUACGUGGACGGAGCUGGCGGAGGCGCUGGGCUGGGACGAUCUCGUGGCGAUGUUGCAAGAUCCAGCGCCCAAAUCGAAGAAGAAGUGGAAGACACCUUCGUCGCCCUUUGGCUACCACGCUGGGGUCUAA